Messenger RNA from Pseudozyma flocculosa PF-1, 786 nucleotides. RefSeq lists its product as uncharacterized. The record is from RefSeq and is a predicted model, not a curated record. The transcript is spliced from 3 exons. Lineage: Eukaryota; Fungi; Basidiomycota; Ustilaginomycetes; Ustilaginales; Ustilaginaceae. The coding region runs from base 1 to 786 and encodes 261 amino acids.
AUGGACGUCCAAAUCUCACCGCUCAAGUUUGACGCUGGCAUCAAUUCUCUCACAAACGGCAUCUGGCUUGAGCCCUCGGCUCAUCGCAGCUUCGACGCGCACCGCUUUGCCGUCCUGCAAGGCCGGCUGCUGCCCCUCGACGACUUUGUACCCUGGCACCUCGAUGCGACCGCCUGGGUCUCGGGCGUUGACAGUGACGAUCCUCGAUAUGAGACGCUGGACCGCCCGCUCGACACCUACCGAAAGGAGCGGAGGGCCCUCUCCCUGACUGCGGCCGAGACCGACCUGGUGCGCUACUCGGUCAAGCCCGGCUGCAUCGAGGCCGACGUUGAGCAGUGGCUUCUCUUUCACCUCAGGGCGGUCUACGACAUCUACGAGGCCUACCGACCCAAGGGCACCCGCAAGGCGCUCGAGGAGAUCUUUGGCAUAGCGAAAUCGGGCCCUCGCGCCGACAUCGCGGGGCAGGGCUUUGUCGAUUUCUGCCAGCUGGCGUUCAAGACGAGGACGAUGCUCGACCUGCGCGGCGAUGGCCAAGUCGCUCCGGAUCCUACCGGCACGGAAGAGAACGCGGGCAGUCUGGCGAGCAACGACGACGACGGCGACGACGGCGACGAAGAUGAUGAUGCUCGCACCGUGACGCCGAGGUGGUGUCACUGCCACAGAGGUGGCGAUGAGAACAGCGCCGACGAAGAUGACGACGACGAUCAGGAGGCCGAGAUGGGACGGGGCUUUGUCGACUUUUUCCAGCUAGCUUCCAACGCGAGGGCGAUGCUGGGACCGCGCUGA